Oncorhynchus keta (chum salmon) is the source of this 3480-nucleotide messenger RNA. Its product is annotated as chondroitin sulfate N-acetylgalactosaminyltransferase 2. Gene Ontology annotation, cellular component: Golgi cisterna membrane. Gene Ontology annotation, molecular function: glucuronosyl-N-acetylgalactosaminyl-proteoglycan 4-beta-N-acetylgalactosaminyltransferase activity. The record is from RefSeq and is a predicted model, not a curated record. The coding region runs from base 1107 to 2723 and encodes 538 amino acids. The transcript is spliced from 8 exons. NCBI's taxonomy places the organism in Eukaryota, Metazoa, Chordata, Actinopteri, Salmoniformes, Salmonidae.
CAACCGCCGAUAAACCACACCAAAGAAGAAGCUACAGAAACUCUUUUGCGGAAGUACAGUUUAUUUUCUCGAUCAGUCCACUCUGCUCCGUGGCGUUGUUUAGAAUAAUUAUUUUUGAUGCUACUGCUUUUUAGUCCUUACACGGAGAGCUGAAUAUCUUGGACAAUGACCCAAACCACACCUUGAGGGUGUGUAAGGACUAUUUGAUGAAGGAGAGUGAUGGAGUGCUGCAUCAGAUGACCUGGCCAACCCAAUUGAGAUGGUUUGGGAUGAGUUGGACCUCAGAGUCAAGGAAAAACAGCCAACAAGUGAUCAGCAUAUGUGGGAACUCCUUCAAAACUGUUGGAAAAGCAUUCCUUGUGAAGCUGGUUGAGAGAAUGCCAAGAGUGUGCAUAGCAGUCAUCAAGGCAAUGGUGGCUACUUUGAAUAACCUCAAAUAUAUAAAAUAGAUUUAGAUUUGUUUAACACUCUUUUGGUUAUUAUAUGAUUUCUUAUGUGUUAUUUCAUUGUUUUGAUGUCGUCACUAUUUUUCUACAAUGUAGAAAAUAGUAAAUACAAAGAAAAACCCUUCAAUGAGUAGGUGUCCAAACUUUUGACUGGUACUAUAUGUAAAACAUGAAAUUCAAGUUCCUCUUUAAGUCAUUGCUAGGUCAACAGCAUGUUUAUUGCACCAGCAUUUCCUUUCUUGCAUAAUUUGUUGACACCAUAUGAAUAUGACAUGAAUGAACAAUGAUUGCUGAAUGAAUGCUUUUUCAUCUAAAAGGUUCUAAAUCAUGUGUACACUGAUGGACGAAAUCCCAAUGGAUUCCACUCGCAGUGUAACACCUGCAAGAGAACAGGCAGAUUGUGAUCAUCAAACAAGAUGCACCAGCGGUGUUCCUGACUUUAUCUGAAUAAUGUGACAUGAACGAACAAAGUAGCUUUUUUUGUAUAGUAGCACUCAGAAACAAACGUCCACCUUGUUGUUAAUCUAACUUGCUCGUUAGAGGGGACCUUUUUAACAUUCCUAGAAUAUGCAUUGGACCUAAUUCUGUCCAGCUUGAGGUAGAUUUACCUGACGUGAAAGGGAAUGCAGAGUCGUCGCCCAUAGACCGGAUGCGAGCGUGAUGCCCAGGCGAAGCUUUCCGCUGCAGGGACGGAUGCGCUGGCUGUUCCUGGGGCUCGUCCUGCUGCUGGUCCUCUUCCUCUUUGCUUACUUGCUGGAGUGCACUCCCCCAGCUGACGUCAGCCUGGUCCUGCCUGGCUUGGGAGGGGAGUCCUAUGGGAAGGAGUACUACCGUGCCCUGCUGCAAGAGCAGGAGGAGCACCACCUCAGCCGUGCCGCCAGCCUCAAGCGGCAGAUCGCCCAGCUCAAGCAGGAGCUCCAGCAGAUGAGUGAGAAGCUCAAGGACCUGCAGGACUGGAAGGAAGACCUCGGGGUCCAGGGACUGGCUGAGACAAAGGACCAGGUGCCUGGGGAUCUCCUCGAAUUCCUCCACUCCCAGAUCGACAAAGCCGAGGUGAACACGGGAGCACGGCUGCCCAGCGAGUACGCCCUGGUCCCCUUUGAGAGCUUCAACUCUGGUAAGGUUUAUCAACUGGAGAUGGGGUUGACCAGGCACCCAGAGGAGAAGCCUGUGCGGAAGGACCGCAGGGACGAGCUGGUGGAGGUCAUUGAGGCGGCCCUGGACGUCAUAAACAACCCAGACGAGGAGGAUGGCCAUCAGGAUGAGCCCAUGCAGAGGCAGGCGUACACUGAGAGCCACUUUACUGAGGGGCUGUACAGAACAGAACGGGACAAAGGCACACUCUACGAGCUCUUCUUUGCAAAAGAGGACUCCGACAAUUUCCGCCACGUUACUCUUUUCCGUCCAUUCGGUCCUUUAAUGAAAGUCAGGAGCACAUCCGUAGAAAUGUCCGGAGUCGUCAUCAAUAUCAUUGUACCAUUGGCGGGCAGAACAGAUGCAUUCUCACAGUUCCUACACAACUUCAGGGAAGUUUGCAUAAAACAUGAUAGGGAAGUGCAUCUUACGGUGGUCUACUUUGGACAAGAGGGCUUACGAGAGGUGAAGUCUUAUUUGGAAAAAAUGUCCAGGGAGGAGACUUUUUCCAACUACACCCUCAUCCCAGUGGACGAGGAGUUUUCCAGGGGCAGGGGUCUGGACAUCGGAGCCCGCGCCUGGAAGAAGGGUGACGUGUUGAUGUUCUUCUGUGAUGUGGAUAUCUACUUCACACGGGACUAUCUCAACACCUGCCUCCUUCACACCGCUCCAAACAAGAGAGUAUUUUAUCCAGUGGUUUUCAGUUUGUAUAAUCCUGCCAUAGUCUAUGGAAAUCUGGAGCUGGCUCCCCCCAUUGAAAGUCAACUUAUUCACAAGAAAGAUGCUGGAUUCUGGAGAGAUUUUGGUUUUGGAAUGACAUGUCAAUAUCGCUCAGACUUCCUUAAUAUCGGAGGUUUUGACCUGGACGUGAAAGGUUGGGGUGUGGAAGAUGUCCACUUGUACAGGAAGUACCUGCGGAGCGACCUGAUCGUGACGCGUACACCAGUAUCUGGCCUCUUCCACCUGUGGCACGAGAAGCAGUGUGCAGACGAGCUGACUCCAGAACAGUAUCGCAUGUGCAUCCAGUCCAAAGCCAUGAAUGAGGCGUCCCACUCCCACCUGGGCAUGCUGGUGUUCCGCGAGGAGAUAGAGAAUCACCUCCGCAAGCAGGCCUAUAAGACCCAGGGCAAAACUGAAGACUGAAUUAUGCCUUUUUGCUAGGCGGCCAUCUUAGGUACUCUGCAUCAGAACUCCUUGCUUUUAAUUUUUUUUUUUACAAAUACAAGAACUGAGUUGCACAUGCUGUUACUAACAUGACUAAAAUGCACUAUACAGAAGACCUGUUUGCACAAAAUCCUGUUACAUUUCACAGAUUAGCUAAAGACACGUUUGGGAAUGUACAAAAAUGUACAUUAGUAAACGUGAAGCGUCAACUUAAACAAGUCUGAGAAUGACACCACCUGCGUCAACACAAAAAGACAUAUUUGAAGUUGGGGAAAUUUGCAUGACCUAUCUAUCAAGUUAAAGCAAUGUUCUUGCCUGUGAGAUCAAGCAAUCAAUGGACAGUGUUCUUUUUAAAAAACGUAUCCCAAUGAUAACUAUACUGCCAUAAUUUUUAAUGUCAAGAUUGAUUUAAAGUUGUAUAGUGAUUUUUAAAAAAGGGACCUUUGUUUGAAUAGGCUUUGUUGAAAGGGGAAAUAAACACUGCCUCUGAUUUAACAGUAUCAAAUGAUUUAUCCUAUGGUUUUAAUUUAGUUUAUUUGGGAAAUGUACCAACAUGUACAGAUCUGACUGGAUUGUGACUGAAGAAUUGAACCUUGUAGCCACUCAAUAAUGUGGUCAAUCUUAAAUGGAAUGUAUAAGUCAUUGUUUUAUUGGUUUUCAGCCACGGAUUGUCAUACUUUGUCUAAAUAGAGAAGAGGAUAAUUAAAGAUAUCCCUCCUGAGGUCAUUGAUGGUUA